Messenger RNA from Euleptes europaea (tarantolino), 1092 nucleotides. RefSeq names its product zinc finger protein 239-like. Bases 1 to 1092 code for a protein of 363 amino acids. Lineage: Eukaryota; Metazoa; Chordata; Lepidosauria; Squamata; Sphaerodactylidae. The record is from RefSeq and is a predicted model, not a curated record. Gene Ontology annotation, biological process: regulation of transcription by RNA polymerase II. Gene Ontology annotation, molecular function: RNA polymerase II cis-regulatory region sequence-specific DNA binding; DNA-binding transcription factor activity. The transcript has a single exon.
AUGAAUGAGGAUUCAUAUCUCGAUGUGAAAGAGAACAUUGGGGAAGGACUGGUGGAGGAAGGAAACAGCCCACUCAACAGGAGGAAUAAUUCCUCUGUAUGCGGCAACCUGCAAGCGAAGCCGCAGCCUUUUACCACCUGUUUAAAAAUUGUUUUCAACAGUCAGGAUCUUCUUCCGAGCCAUUUUCACCCUAUAGCUUUGCAGCCAUGUGUGCUUUUUCCAGUACUUCUAAAAAUACACGACAAAGACAACAGGAAGGAGCCAACUGCAAGCGGAGAAAAAAAAUCAGACUGUAAUAAGCACCAGAAGAGUCAUAACAGAGAGAAAACAUUUACAUGCCUGCAGUGCGGAAGAAGCUUUGCACGGAAGGAUAACCUAAUUUCCCAUCAAAGAACUCACACAGGAGAGAAACCAUAUAAAUGCCUGGAGUGUGGAAAGAGCUUCACUAGGACUACAAACCUGACUUCCCAUCAAGAAAUCCACACAGGGGAGCAACGGCAUACAUGCCUGGAGUGUGGAAAAACCUUUGCGCGGAAGGAUAUUCUAACUUCCCAUCAAAGAAUUCACACUGGGGAGAAACCAUAUAAAUGCCUGCAGUGUGGCAAAAGCUUCAACCAGAGUGGAAACUUGAAUUCCCAUCUAAGCAUUCACACAGGGGUGAAAAAGUAUAAAUGCCUGGAAUGUGGAAAAAGUUUUAACGGGAGUGGAAACUUUACUGCCCAUCAAAGGAUUCACACAGGGGAGAAGCCUUUUAAAUGCCUGGAGUGUGGGAAAACGUUUAGGCGGAAAGAUUUUCUAACUUCCCAUCAGAGAGUUCACACAGGUGAGAAACCAUAUAAAUGCAUGGAGUGUGGGAAAAGCUUCAGUCAGGCUGGAAACCUUGGUGCCCAUCAAAGAAUUCACAAAGAGGGGAAAAGUUGUAAAUGCCUGGUGUGUGGGGAAACCUUUGGUCACAGUGCAAGACUUGCUUUCCAUGAAAAAACUCACACAGCAAAGAGAAAAUUGUCAUGCCAGGAGUGUGGAAAGAACUUCAGGCAGAGCAAAAACGUCAAUUCACAUACAAGAAUUCACCCAGGGAAGAAAAAAAUAUAA